AUGGCCGGUGAUGUGGCGCAAUGUAUUGCCCGGGGGUCUUCAUUUCGAUUCCAAGACUUAUACGCAUUAAUGUACCAACGAAAUAUCGGCCGAGUUCAAACCGAUAACAACUUGUACAAUCCCUUAAAACCAAAACAGUUUGAAUUAAACGUUAACUACCGAUCUCACAACGGGAUUCUUCGACUUGCUUCAUCUGUAAUCCAACUUAUCCAGCACUUCUUUCCCGAUUCUAUUGACAAACUGUCACCAGAAUACGGCGAGAUUGACGGUCCCCAACCUCUCGUUUUCGAGGGUUAUCAGGCAAACACUUUGUUCACUACCGACAUUUCUGAUAAAAAUAUGAAAAAAAAGGAUGAGGAUACAUAUAUUGAAUUUGGAGCUAAAAAACGUGUGGUAGGCAAUAUCAGUGAUAUCGGAUUGGUAUUGACCGUGUUCGAGGCAAAAGGUUUGGAGUUUAAUGACGUAUUAUUGUAUGAUUUCUUUUCUGACUCGCCUGCCCGAUCAAAUUGGCGAGUAAUACUCUCAGUUUUGGAUGACUAUUCUGAGGGAAUUCGGACCUUCUCGCAUGAGAAGCAUUAUAUCCUUUCUUCGGAACUAAAGCAUCUUUAUGUCGCAGUAACAAGAGCAAGAGAGCGUCUUUGGAUUUUUGAUGAAGAUCCUGAGUUUAGCGAGCCAAUCAGAAAGUACUGGAAAUGUAAGAAGCUAGUCAAAAAUGAGUAG
Molecule: messenger RNA, 720 nt
Organism: Funneliformis geosporum
Lineage: Eukaryota; Fungi; Glomeromycota; Glomeromycetes; Glomerales; Glomeraceae
Source: the annotation of a GenBank genome assembly